AUGGAAUUUGUCGUCAACGGACCAAUACCUGAGGAUUUCAUGACGAACACUGAAAAUCGCUUGAAGCCCUUUCGCUUCGACGAGGAAAAGACUGAACUCUUCGUAUUAGAUCAAUUGCUUUUGCCUCAUAAGUUUGAGUACGUUCCAGUGAAGAACACCAGGGAUGCUUUUUCAGUGAUACGCAAAAUGCAGGUACGAGGAGCACCGCUUAUCGCUAUUGUUGGAGCCCUGGGUCUGUUAGUGGAAACUUGCGCUGGCGUAGUUACACGAUUAAGAGUUCUCCGUGCGAUCUUGAAGCUAUUACACGAUGAAGCUGAGGAGAACCGCAGGCUCAUUCGAAACCUUACAACCUCUGAUUCGAAAUUUAUUCUAAUGACGAUUUGUAAUACUGGAUCAUUGGCAACUUCUUCUUGGGGAACAGCUCUUGGUGUCAUCUAUGCCCUACACCAAGAAGACCUUGUUGAAAUGGUUUACGUUCUCGAGACAAGACCCUACAACCAGGGUGUACGACUUACUGCUACCGAAUUUCUGCAUGCCAAAGUACCCUUCAAAGUGAUUACGGACAGUAUGGCAGCGUGGGCAAUGAAAAGUCAUCGAAUCGAUGCUAUUCUCGUUGGAGCCGAUCAAGUUACGCUCAAUGGAGACGUAACCAAUAAAAUUGGUACUUAUAUGCUAGGUCUGCUAGCGAAGUACCACGAUGUCCCGUUCUACGCAGUGGUGCCGGUUACCUCAAUCAAUUUAAUGAGACAAUCCGGCGAUCAGAUCACCAUUGAAGAACGACCAGCGGAGGAAAUGCUAUCCGUCGGUGGCUUUUAUGUUGGAAAUAUGAACACACCUGUGUGGAAUCCAGCAUUCGAUGUAACACCAGCGGAACUGAUUACGAAAAUUAUCACGGAUCGUGGGAAUUUCGCGCCCAAAUGUCUAAAGCUCGCAAACCUCACAUAA
Messenger RNA from Angiostrongylus costaricensis, 945 nucleotides. The record is from the annotation of a GenBank genome assembly. Lineage: Eukaryota; Metazoa; Nematoda; Chromadorea; Rhabditida; Metastrongylidae.